Messenger RNA from Miscanthus lutarioriparius, 1032 nucleotides. The record is from the annotation of a GenBank genome assembly. NCBI's taxonomy places the organism in Eukaryota, Viridiplantae, Streptophyta, Magnoliopsida, Poales, Poaceae.
AUGCUCUCCGCCACCAUCGCCGCGCACCCCGCCGCCGCCACAGCGCUGCGGCGAAGGUACCCGCUUCGCCCUCGCCAGCCACUCUGCGCUCCAAUCGGCACGGCGGCGAAGAGGCAGUGGAUGGCGACGGCGAGGCUCUCGGUCACAAACGCACUCGCUAACCUAUCCGUUGAGAGCGCCCCCGCGGCGCCUCCCAAGCUCUCGUUCCCGAUACUGGUGAAUAGUUGCACUGGAAAAAUGGGAAAGGCUGUUGCUGAAGCAGCUGUCUCGGCUGGUCUUCAGUUAGUUCCUGUAUCAUUCAGUGCCAUGGAGGUCCCUGAUGGAAAGAUUGAAGUAUGUGAUAGAGAAAUUUGUAUUCACAACCCAUCUGAAAGUGAAAAAAUUCUCCCUUCCAUUGUUAAGGAGUACCCAGAUCUCAUAGUUGUCGAUUACACUGUGCCUGAUGCUGUUAAUGCCAAUGCUGAACUCUAUUGCAAAUUGGGUUUGCCAUUUGUAAUGGGCACAACUGGUGGAAAUAGGCAACUGUUGCACAAAACUGUGCAUGAUGCGAAUAUCUAUGCUGUGAUAUCCCCACAGAUGGGGAAGCAGGUUGUUGCUUUUCUUGCUGCCAUGGAAAUUAUGUCAGAGCAAUUUCCUGGUGCAUUUUCAGGUUACAAACUGGAGGUCAUGGAGUCUCAUCAAGCAACAAAAUUGGACAUUUCUGGGACUGCCAAGGCUGUUAUCUCUUUCUUUCAGAAGUUGGGUGUAUCGUUUGACAUGAACGAGGUAAAGCAAGUUAGGGAUCCUGAGGAGCAGGUAACCUUGGUAGGUGUCCCAGAAGAACAUCUUGGGGGUCAUGCCUUCCACAUGUACCAUCUCACAUCACCUGAUGGGACAGUUUCGUUUGAGUUUCAGCACAAUGUAUGUGGCCGUUCAAUAUACGCAGAAGGAACUGUUGAUGCUGCUAUGUUUCUCUACACAAAGAUAAAAUCGGGGGCGAGCAAGAAAUUGUAUGACAUGAUUGAUGUCUUGAGAGAAGGGAACAUGAGAUGA